Scomber japonicus (chub mackerel) is the source of this 922-nucleotide messenger RNA. RefSeq names its product TSEN15 tRNA splicing endonuclease subunit (gene tsen15). Lineage: Eukaryota; Metazoa; Chordata; Actinopteri; Scombriformes; Scombridae. The coding region runs from base 49 to 507 and encodes 152 amino acids. The record is from RefSeq and is a predicted model, not a curated record. Gene Ontology annotation, molecular function: nucleic acid binding. Gene Ontology annotation, biological process: tRNA splicing, via endonucleolytic cleavage and ligation. The transcript has 4 exons.
GUGCUGAAUGAGAGUGUAUUUCUUCUGCAGAGACAUUUAGUGAGUGAAAUGUGCGAAGCAGCAGACAGAGCAGAUGUGUCCGAGAAACCUCCAAACUGGAUCCUGCUGCAUCCAGCGUUUCAGCAGAUGAAGAGUCUGGAGGUUGGGGACAGUGCUCAGGUGCAUGCAGCUUUCCUUGUGUAUAUGGAUCUGACUGAAGUGCGACGCUGGAAAGAGGUGUCUUGUGUCAAGAGUACUGAACUUGAGGCUGUUUUGCUGGAGGCAAGGGAGAAGGAAGGAUCACCCAUCCAUACAGUUCUCCCACUGCCUGUUCACAAAUCUCUGAGCCACAGAAGUAUACGACAUGUGCUGGACAGAGGAUUUCCUAUGUUGUUGUGUGCGGUGGCAUCAGAUUCCACUCUGGUCUACCAGAGGAUGACUGAUGGGUUGGUGACACCAGAGCCACCCGCAGGCCCCUUCCAAGAUGCGGGACGGCGGCAGCGCAGGAAGAGACAACACCAUCCCUGAGUGUCCUGCAGAAGGAGGAACCUCAAUGUAGUCAUUGAACUAUAGCAGACAAGAAGAGGACGGGCUGUUAGCCAGUCUGUCUAUCUUUCAGUUUGUGUAAGUUGCUGCCAAAAUAAGAGGUGUGCUGAUGACAGGGCAGCAGGGGCAAAUGGAUGUAUCCUCAGUGCCCUUCAUGGAUGCUGUAUGUGGUUAUGAGGCCUGCCCUCCCUCUCAGUAAGAAACCACAGGCUACUUCCAAACGGUGAGGUGUAGCAAAACCUUUCAGGCUUGUUACCACUUAAAAACGGAGCAACGUCUACCUGUGACCCAUAUUCACUGGAUGCAUUUGUCUCUGGUUACCAAGUCAAACAAAGAGUUAUUUAUGGUAGAUUAUUUUUACAUGAUGUGAAGAGGUACUAUGAUGCAACAAUUCACA